Molecule: messenger RNA, 981 nt
Organism: Plasmodium falciparum 3D7
Lineage: Eukaryota; Apicomplexa; Aconoidasida; Haemosporida; Plasmodiidae
Gene: REX3
Product: ring-exported protein 3
Source: RefSeq, a predicted model, not a curated record
AUGCAAACCCGUAAAUAUAAUAAGAUGUUGUCAAAAGUUGAAACGAAACAAUUUAUAUACAUUCUUUUUUUCCUUUGCUUAUAUCUUAAUACGUUCAACUAUAAAUAUACCACCUCAUACGAAGGGAGCAGUUUCAGGCAAUUAUCUGAACCAGUUGUAGAAGAACAGGAUUUAAAAAAAACAAAUGCAGAGUCAUCACAUAUAGAAGCAACAACUUCACAAGCAACAACUUCACAAGCAACAACUUCACAAGCAACAACUUCACAAGCAACAACUUCACAAGCAACAACUUCACAAGCAACAUCUUCACAAGAAUCAGAUGAACAAGGACUAACGGCACCAUCAUUAAAUUUAGAAGAAACCCAAUCAAACAAAGUACGUAAUAAAAUUUUUAACUUCCCUAUACCAUCCGCAGAAGGUACAGUAUCAAAAGAAUUUAAAAACCAACCAAAAACUGAAUAUGAAAAAAAAUUAUUUGAAGAAUGGCAACACUUAAAUAUGUUUGAACAUUCUAAUUGGGUAAAUAUAACUGUACAAAGCUGUCAGGUUUUAGUACAAGGAUUAACAUCAUUAGAUGAUUAUGAUGCUAAAUUUAAAAGUUGGUCUGCUAUGGUAGAACUAUUAGGAGAAUUCCGUAUUACUUUAUUUAACGAAAGUAAUAAUAUGUUCGAAGCACUAUUAAAUGAAUUAAGAGAAGCAAGAAAAGAAAAUCCAAAUGAAAACUUAACACCAGAAGAAGAAGAAAAAUGGGAUCUAAUAAAACAAACUAAGCUAGAAAAAGAUAUUGAAUGGAAAAUUUAUCAAAUAUUAACAUGGAAAUAUUGGAAUCUAAAAGAAUUCCCAGGUGUUGAUAUACCUGAUCCUAGUGUACCCUCUCUAGAUUUUGAUGCCACAUACGAUGUUCUUGGGGAUAUUCUUGAAGAUGACGAAGAUGAAGAAGAUGAUGAAGAUACGGCUAAACCAAGUACAAGUUCUUCAUAA